Messenger RNA from Cyprinus carpio (common carp), 1173 nucleotides. RefSeq names its product actin-binding Rho-activating protein-like. Lineage: Eukaryota; Metazoa; Chordata; Actinopteri; Cypriniformes; Cyprinidae. Bases 142 to 615 code for a protein of 157 amino acids. The transcript has 2 exons. Gene Ontology annotation, molecular function: actin binding. The record is from RefSeq and is a predicted model, not a curated record. Gene Ontology annotation, biological process: positive regulation of Rho protein signal transduction.
CUCUCAUCAGAGGUCAGAAAAGUAUCUGCUGCUCAACUUGUAUCGUAUCCACUUCCACAGCAUGACAACCAUCCUCAAGAAGCCAAACAAAGGCGUGAAGCAUACUGAAAACUAGAGGUGUCCUGUGAGCCAAAGGUCACCAUGGAAACAGACGACGCACCUGUGCAGACCAGUGACGACUGGGCAGAGACCUGUACUGUAUCCGUCAAAGGUCUGACAGAGAACUGGCAGAAAUGGUCCAACGACCACUGCGAGUAUCAGAAACACAAUCCUUUCAGCAACGGCAAGGUGAUUCCCCCACAGGUCCAACGAGGACAGGAGGGCUACGGCAGGCCUUUAGAGGGGUCCAGAACAGAGCAGAGAGGAAAAGACGCCCACUCUCACAUCAGCAGAGAGGUCACAGAGCUCUGCCGGGUCAUUAUGGAGAGCGGAGAGAGCGGAGACGAUGGCAGGCCGGCUGUGCGGUUCGGGACGCUGUUUGAAAGAUAUGUCACCAUCUCUAAUAAACUAGUGGGAGUUCUGCUGCGAGCACGCAAGCAAGGGCUGGUGCACUUUGAAGGAGAGAUGCUGUGGCAGGGGAGAGAUGAUGGAGUGCUCAUCACCUUGUUAGAGUGAUUUACAGCAGUGAUGGACACCUUGUGCCUGCCUGUCCAACAUUGCUUUAAAGACAUCCAUUUUACUUGCACAUGGGUUAGAAGUCAGUUUCUCGGCCAAAUAAACUAUUUCUAUUGAGAUUUAAACUAAGUGUAAUGUAAUUUAAAUGUAGCAAACUGGUAUAUUCUGUUACUUUAUUAAGGUGAAGAGAGUCAUUUCUGCUCCACCAAACAGAAUUGGAAAAAUAAUGAGUUUUAAACAGGAUUUCAAAACGAUUUUGCCUGUCGUACGUCAAACAAAUAACUAGCCCCGCCCCUCUCAUACCAUUGCUGUUAGAGGCUGCUAAAAACCAGAGCAACAAAGCCUAUUUUUCACAAGAUUCUGCUGGAAAAAAAGCCUGAAAAUGUCUCCCAGCAUGGUUAGACUGGUCUGUUUACUGGUUUUAUUGGUGUUUUGUGCAUUCUUCAGCUGGUCAAGUUGAGAGACCAGCUAAGAUUGUUUUAAAGAAAUAGUUCACCUUUAAAAAUGAAAAUUUGCUGAAAAUGUACUCACCCCUAGGCCAUCCAAGAUGAAGAGGAG